UCCCAGCACCACGCAGCCCCGGCAGCGCCCUACAGAUAUCUUUACUGAGGUUUGCCGUAAAUCGAACUGUCACUAGCAGUUGCGACGCUGUGUGAAAAUUUCGGAGCUAUUGCAGGUUUAGGACAAGAAGAUGGCUGCUUCCUCUUCGUCUUCUUCAGCUGGUGGAGUCAAUAGCAGCACAGUCACUGGAUCAGGGUUUAGUGCUUCAGAGCUCGUUCCACCCCGCAAAGUACUCUAUACCUACCCCAAAGGGGCUGGAGAAAUGAUGGAAGAUGGCUCUGAUAGGUUUUUGUGUGAAUCCGUGUUCAGCUUCCAGGUUGCGUCAACUCUUAAACAGGUGAAGCAUGAUCAACAGGUGUCUCGAAUGGAGAAACUUGCAGGCUUGGUGGAAGAGCUAGAAGCUGAUGAGUGGAGAUACAAACCAAUCGAACAGUUGUUAGGUUUUACACCUUCAUAAAUGUAAAGGCAGUAGGACACCUGAAAAAAACAAAUGCCACAUUUACUUGUAAACUGUGACAUAUUUCACAAUAGCUACACAAUUCUUACCCACACUUGUUUUUUUGUCCCCUAUCUUUUCAUGGAAAAGUUAAUGCACACCCUAUAUAUGGCGGGAAAUCCCUUUUUACAAAUGUCAAGCUGAUGUAUUCAGUUGAAAACGAAAUACAAUUAAUAUAUACCCUGUUUAAAGGAAUUGCCCAUACAUCUGUCCAAUAAUUGAAAAUCCCCCCCAUCUGAAAAAAACGGCUAUUUUUUGUAUUUGUAUCUUUUUAUUUUUUAUUAACACUUUAACAGAAUUGCUCAUUUUAAGGGCAUGUCUGAAAUCAGAACACCCAGCUGAAUAGGAUCAUGUCUCUAAGCAUUAUUUUUUUUAAAUAAGUAGGCUCCAUCUAAAAUUGGAUCUUCUCUAAAUGGAAAACAAGACCUUUUGUUUAAACCUGACCAUGUGCAAAACAAACAGUGUGGUUCUAUGGACAGUGUACGUUUGUGAAGCCAUGUAUUUGUGUCUAGAAACUGAAUUGAAAUGUGGGAAUAGUUUUUAUUUUAUAAUUUGUAUCUCUUUGUAUACAGUCUGUACAUUACACAGUGUAUAUCAAACAGCUGAGGGCUCAUGUUCAAAAAGUUAACUUAUUUUACAAGUGCUCUGAUAUUAAAUAGUUUUUAACAAUA
This is a messenger RNA of Polyodon spathula (Mississippi paddlefish), 1167 nucleotides long. RefSeq names its product anaphase-promoting complex subunit 16-like. The record is from RefSeq and is a predicted model, not a curated record. Gene Ontology annotation, biological process: protein ubiquitination. The transcript has 4 exons. Gene Ontology annotation, cellular component: anaphase-promoting complex; cytosol; kinetochore. Bases 131 to 457 code for a protein of 108 amino acids. NCBI's taxonomy places the organism in Eukaryota, Metazoa, Chordata, Actinopteri, Acipenseriformes, Polyodontidae.